AAGCACGCCAAAUUUGGGAGAUAUCAAGUACACGAACAUGACCUCCUUGAACAAGUAGCCCAUAACUGCCACCCGACACGCCCUAGCUCCCUCGCAUACUACUACACACUGUCUAGAUAUUCUCAAUAGCCGACAGAACCCACAAUCUAGCCGACAUGCCAUCUUUGAAGCAGACAGUCCUCUUCUUACCCCUAGCAGCUCUCGUCGCCGCCCGCCCGGUCACAGUCCAUGUCUCGCCGACGUCUCCAACAACCCCCACCUCCCCCAUAUCUCCCGAGGUACAACAGCACCUAGAUACUGUCGAUGUCGAGAGCAUCGCAAGUGUUCUUCAGGGUAGCAAAAGGGAGAAUGGCCACUACGCAUCUUACACGCAAACUCCGCUAACCCAUGUCCAGAAUUCUCUUGAUCGCCGGGCUGACGACAAGCAGAAAGGAAGCCUGCGCGUGAUAACCCAGCUGGGCUCGGGCUCCGAUGCGAUUUCACCGCCAAACUCCCCCGAAGGGGAGGGAGGCCGUUCCCCCCAGAAUAAGUAUCCUCUGGCGGUCUCACCACUCUCGCCCGCGCCUUCGGAUAGCCUCGAGACUAAUCCGUUCAACCCAAACACUGACAGUAAGAAGUAUUGGGAGCAUGCCAGCAAGCAGGCCAAGGCAAUGAAGAAAGAGUCGGAGGUCAAGGCCAAACAGGAAGCCGAGAAGAACCAGAAGCUCGGGGCCGGGAAGCGUCUGGAUCCUGCCAGAAAGGAGCAGCUAGAGGCCCAGAAAAGGAAACAGCUGGAGGCUGAGAGAAUGAGACCGAAGCUUAACCUCAUGGACCAAGCAUGGCGAAACAAGAUUGAUCAGGCCGGGGGCCAGGGGAACCAAGAAGCCGCAGCUAACAACCUACGAGUCAAUGUCAACCAGAACGGGAAGGCGACCAAGAGAUGAUCGCCAGUCAGCAUGGACGAAUGAAGGUAAUGCGAAUUGUAUCCAUCCCACAUUCCAUAUCCUCGCGAAUAGUUC
Molecule: messenger RNA, 998 nt
Organism: Gaeumannomyces tritici R3-111a-1
Lineage: Eukaryota; Fungi; Ascomycota; Sordariomycetes; Magnaporthales; Magnaporthaceae
Exons: 1
Coding region: 156-923 (255 amino acids)
Source: RefSeq, a predicted model, not a curated record